This is a messenger RNA of Paramuricea clavata, 1199 nucleotides long. The record is from the annotation of a GenBank genome assembly. Lineage: Eukaryota; Metazoa; Cnidaria; Anthozoa; Malacalcyonacea; Plexauridae.
AUGGCGAAAAAUGUUUCAAGAAAAUCAUCGCAAAAAGUAGGAAGAAAGCAACCAUUACCAAGUCCAGAAAAAGCAGAAGCAUCUGAAACAACUGCACAAUAUUUAAAAGGAAUAAAAGCAAUAAUAAUUGAACAAGGUCUGGGCAAAACUAGGGCUAGCAUUUUGGGGAAACAGCUGGCUAGACAUGGCGGGGUUGAAGUAACAAAACUAAGCGACGAUACUACGCAUGUUUUAGUGGGGAACUCUAUAAAGCUUGCCAAGUUGGCUGGCAUUUUGAAAGUGAAAGAAAUAAGCGAGAAAAUUAAAGUAGUUCGGGCUGACUGGUUGAGUGCUUCCUUGAAAGAUGGUAGGCUAGUCGAUUUUACAUCAUUUAGUUUGAGAGAAAAUGAUGCUGGUCGAAGUAAGACAAUUCACACUAGUACAGAGGGUAUGUCAUGUAAAACACAAGGAAAACGAAGCAGAGAUGCUCUUGACGAGUUACCAUGUACAGAUAUUAAAGAUAAUACUGAUUCAAACGGAUUGUCUGAUUGUCAAAUGCCGACAACUUCAAAAGGUGGUUCUGGUUGCAAACGUCGGAAGGUGGAAACAGAUGGUGACAGUGAUUAUAUAAAUAGUGAUGAUGACACAGAAGAAGGGGGGACAGACAGUAGUGACGAUGAUGGUGGAAUGAAACCUACCGAGAUCUCGCCUCAUAUUUCACCUCAUAAGAAGGUAGAAAUGAAGAAAAAAAUCCUUUGUGUCACUAAUCAAUGAUUGGAAUGUUCCAUUGUCCUUUCAUUGUUUUGAAAAGCCCUUUGUUCUUCAUGUAAUCCAGUCAAGAUCCAGUGAUUGGAAUGUUCCAUUGUCCUUUCAUUCUUUUGAAAAUUUUGCUGUUCAUUCAUUGUUUUGACUUUUUUUUUGCAUUUUUGCAAAGCAUCAUAUUGUAAAUUUGGAUAUUUUAGGUUUUAUUGCAGAAUUCAAAUAAUCACUGCAUGAACAUUAAUGCAGGUUAAUAAAACAUGCUGUAUUGCCAAUUCAAGACACCUGUGCUCACUUGCAUCUACCCUAGUUUAAGAUAUACAACUGUUACAAGACCAUUAUGUACAUGGUGAAUAUUUUCCAUAACAUUUCUUUUAUUUUAGGGUGAUACAUGGAUCUGCACAAAGCCAUCUUCAUCCAAACCAGAAAAUGUCAAUCAACAUAUCACUGAAAAGUUAGAG